AUGACAAAGAAAAGGAACAACGGUCUCGCCAAAAAGGGCCACAGCCACAUGCAGCCUAUUCGCUGCAUGAACUGUGCCCGAUGCAUGCCCAAGGACAAGGCUAUUAAGAAAUUUGUCAUUCAAAACAUAGUGGAGCCCGCAGCAGUCAGGGACAUUUUUGAAGCGAGUGUCUUCAAUGCCUAUGUGCUUUCCAAGCAGUAUGUGAAGCUACAUUACUGUGUGAGUUGUGCAAUUCACAGCAAAGUAGUCAGAAAUCAAUCUCGUGAAGGCUUCAAGGACCCAACACCCCCACCCUGA
Messenger RNA from Pongo pygmaeus (Bornean orangutan), 297 nucleotides. RefSeq names its product small ribosomal subunit protein eS26-like. The record is from RefSeq and is a predicted model, not a curated record. The transcript has a single exon. Gene Ontology annotation, biological process: translation. Gene Ontology annotation, molecular function: structural constituent of ribosome; mRNA binding. NCBI's taxonomy places the organism in Eukaryota, Metazoa, Chordata, Mammalia, Primates, Hominidae. Bases 1 to 297 code for a protein of 98 amino acids. Gene Ontology annotation, cellular component: cytosolic small ribosomal subunit; ribosome.